Molecule: messenger RNA, 1639 nt
Organism: Silurus meridionalis
Lineage: Eukaryota; Metazoa; Chordata; Actinopteri; Siluriformes; Siluridae
Gene: hnrnpca
Product: heterogeneous nuclear ribonucleoprotein C
Exons: 9
Coding region: 176-1084 (302 amino acids)
Cellular component (GO): nucleus
Molecular function (GO): RNA binding
Source: RefSeq, a predicted model, not a curated record
UUGAAAGCAAGUUUUGUUUUAACUGCUAGAUUUUUUGCUUGCUUCCUAGCGACACAUUGCGCCUGUGCUGUUAAAUAUCCACAUCCGAAAUCUCGCGUUUUAGCUUUGAACUUUCGUGUAUCUCUUGAAGGACGACCAGACGAGGGGUCUACACACACACACCCACACGCACACCAUGGACUGCUCCCCCAACGCGAUUGCCAGCAAUGUGACCAACAAGACGGACCCCCGCUCGCUGAACUCGCGCGUCUUCAUCGGGAACCUGAACACCAUGCUGGUGACCAAAGCCGACGUGGAGGCCAUCUUCAGCAAGUACGGCAUGAUCGUGGGCUGCUCCGUCCACAAAGGCUACGCUUUCGUCCAGUACGCGAACGAGAGGAACGCCAGAGCCGCCGUGUCCGGAGAGGAUGGACGCAUGAUCGUCGGACAAGUCCUGGACAUCAACCUGGCAGGCGAGCCCAAACCUCAUCGAUCGAAAACCACCAAACGUCCAGCAGGAGACAUGUACAGCAGCUCCACAUUUGAGCUCGACUACGAUUUUCAUAAAGAUUACUACGACAGGAUGUACGCGUACCCGUCCCGUGUCCCUCCUCCUCCUCCACCCCUCUCUCGCGCGGUCGUUCCCUCCAAGCGAGCGCGGGUCAGUCUGAGCGGAGGAGGAAGCCGACGCACCAAAUCCAGCUUGUCUUCCUCCAAAAGCAGCCAGCGCGCUUCAUCACGGGCCAUUAAAGCAGAUGACCUUCAGACCAUAAAGAGGGAACUUGCUCAGAUCAAACACAAGGUGGAUUAUCUUCUGGAAAGUUUGGAGCGCAUGGAGAAAGAUCACAGCAAGAAAUCAGAAGUGAAGGCAGUGAAGGCGGAGGCGGGUGAAGUCUCUCAGCAGCACUCGAGCAGUAAAAAGGAUCGCGACCGGGAGGAGCAGGAGAUCAACGACUCCGAAGAUGAAGGGGAUCUGCUGGAGGAAGAGGACGAGGUAAAGAGCAUCGGAGGAGAGAACGAGGAAGAGGACGAAGAGGAGGAGGAAGAGGGCGAGCACGAGGAAGGCGAGGACGACGGUGACAGCGUAAACGGAGACGACCCGUAGAUCGCGUACUUUUUCUCCCUUUUACACGAACACCUCAACUACCAGCGUGAGGAAACGACAAAGUCUGGACUCUUCCUUUUAAAUAAAUAAAUAAAUAACUAAGGAAAAAGAAUGUAGAUGAACACACACACACACACACACCACACUGUUUGUGGUGAAGCAAUUUUUUAAGUAUGUCUGAAUAAACACUGUACUUUUGUUACUCGUACAGUUUUACAAUUCGGACGUUUUAAACUUUUUUGUUUGGUUCUUUCCUUUUUUUUUUUUUUUUUUCUUUUCUCCUCCAUCAAUGUGCUGUUAUGGUCUAGUUUUUGUUGUGUUUCCUCUUCCGCCACAUCCAAAGGCGUGUGUGUGUGUGUGUGUGUGUGUGACGUUUCUUCUUUUCCACAAACAGCUCGAGUGCGAUUGUCCUACACAAAUAAGACUAAUAUUGACCCAUUAGUGUUUCUCUUUUUCCCUCAUGUAUGUUUGUCUCUACAUGUAUUUUUUUAUAUAUAUAUAUCAGUCUUGUUCAAGAUAAAAGAACUGAGAAUUUCAAUAAAAUGUUCAAAAUUC